Verticillium alfalfae VaMs.102 is the source of this 2361-nucleotide messenger RNA. RefSeq lists its product as hypothetical. Lineage: Eukaryota; Fungi; Ascomycota; Sordariomycetes; Glomerellales; Plectosphaerellaceae. The transcript has 2 exons. The record is from RefSeq and is a predicted model, not a curated record. Bases 1986 to 2255 code for a protein of 89 amino acids.
GCUUUCACCACGGCGCUCGGAUUCACCCGAAGAAGCCCAAAGGCCCUUCAGCCCUGACACGGCUGUGAGGGCAGACUUCUCUAUGCCGACCGCAUUAGAAGAUUCAUCUACAGUCAAUAAGCGGUCCUCUAGCCGAGAAUCUAACUCAUGGUUAGACCCUAUCGAUGAAUCAAGCGGCUCUACGGCAUCAUCUGUGCAUUCCCGGACGUCCUCACGUGGUUUACGGAGAAAGCAUAUACGUGCCCCUAGUGGUGCCACUGAAGCUGAAUUCGAUGCUGCGUUAGACGCUGCAGUCGAGGCAGCUUACAAUGAUGGCUAUGAACCGGCUGACCACUCGGGCUUUGAGGGUAGCAGUGACGAGGAGCUUGCUUCCAAUUCCGUAGGGAGGGACCUUCCUACUAAGCAGACAGUUCAGGAUUUACAAGAUGAAGGGCACGAAAUUAGCCUCUCAAAACAGAGACAGGACUCUGAUACCAUGCGCCGGGACUUUUACGAGGAUGACUCUUCCGAGGACGAAGACCGCCUUCUGGCAGAAAUAACCCACGCUCUAGCCGCUGAAGACUUGGCGAAUGCUAUUGAUGUAAGGGCGGUCGCACAAGAAUUACCCCAAGGGCACUUAACCGAUUACUCCUGGCAGUCCACCUACGGAGCCCCUCCCGUCCCUCACGUCACAGAUACCAGCACCACUCACAUGGCGGCAUCUGAACCACUCGCACCCCCGCCAACGCAAUCUUUACCCCAACCACCCAUCAAGAUAGGCUCGUCUCUAUCCCGCGGAACAUCUCCAGUAUCUGGCCAGACUGUAAGAAGCCGUCGGCUUUCUGGUCAGAACCUGAAGCAACUCAAAAUCGAGACCGGAAAGGCGAGUAAUUACGGCGUCGCAACUCAUGCCGCUGAAACUCUCCAACCACGUACAAUUGAUGCCGCGGAAGAGGACGACAUAUCACCCCGAGGUGUUGCUCCUGAUGCAGGCAUCUCGAGCCAACGGUCAUCCAUUGACAGCGAAAUCAGUCCCUCACAGCCAUUGCCUCCAACGCCGACUCAACUUUCUUUAGCAGAAAACGGUGAUGGCGAUACCAUGGACAGCCGUGCUAAUUCACCUGUCAUCUUUCCGCCCGCAUUGAGAAAGAAUUACUCCUCAUCAAGUUUGAGGAGCUUACGGAGCCGAAACAUGUCGACCUCCAACCUAGAUGAUACUUCAGACAUGUCUCCAGGUACACCCUUGAGUAAUGGCUUCGCACCACAUAUCAAGGGACCGGCUAUGCCAGCAAUUGCAACACCACUUACGGCCGCGUUUAGAGAUAGGAUGAACUUGGCAGGAGGACUUCACCUAUUCGACGACAGUUUUCACGGUCCGCAAAGCCCUGUAUCGCCAGGCCUAGCAAGCCCAGAUACCCCAGUAUCUCUUGAGCCCUGCCCAACAGAUUAUCUGCUUCGGCCGUUCUGGUUGAUGAGAUGUCUUUAUCAGACACUUGUGCACCCUCGCGGCGGUUACCUGAGCAACAAGCUUUUCGUACCUCGAGACGCGUGGAAAGUCAGAGGCGUCAAGAUCCGGGGUGUCGACGACAAAAUUGCAAUUUGUGACUAUCUGACUGCCGCGCUCCUCAAACUUGCAAAGGUAGAUACUUGCGACGCCGACGCCGUUUUAGAGGAGAUGCAGGCGCUUGAAGGUAUUCUUGAACAAGUGCAAGCGAACCUCACGCGCAAACUUGGCAUGGAAGUCGGCGUGCAAAAUUCUGGCACUCUGUUUCGUGAUGCCUCAAAUUCCGCAGAAAUUGAGGCAGCGAUCAACGUGCCGCGGUCUGGUAGUGUUUCUGGCAAAUCCUCGUCUUUUUCAUGGCGGCGCCUCCGAUCCAAGAACUCGGCCCGCAGGUCUGAGUAGUAGCUAUGGCAAAAACAAUAUUGGAGACAACGGUAAGGAGUCACCUUCACUGGAAACUCUGCCAAUGACUGCGCAUCCCACGAGCCGUCCGGCCAAGCGUGAUAUGGGCAGUGUUGAGUUCUCUGGGCCCAACGCCCCAUACAUGGGAUCAUUGGCACGGUUGUUUGAUGCUGCACAAGCCAUAGACCAGAUUGCUCGACAGGUAGAAGACCCCGGACUUCGUCAUGCCGAUAAAACCCAGGUAGGCCUUGAGCUCUGCACCCGCCAUGCUGCCGAGUUUUUCGGCUUCUAUAUCUGCCGCUUUGUGAUGAGCGAUGUCAGCACUCUUCUCGAUAAGUUUGUCAAGAGGGGAAGUGAGUGGGUGAUGGCGUAGGAUGUUCUCGGACUCGAUGAGUAUGGCAGUUGAAACCGUGCGAAUAGGAUAGAUCUUCUCCAUUUGCAGGGCUAGCAUGUCGGCAAACACAGCAGUUCCCCUUGUC